CCUCGCUGAUGUCCAGCACUGUAUGGUUCUGUCCUUCUGACAACUGCUCCACUUUGUUAGCGCCAUGCUCCGUGGGCACAAUGUAUGCCUUCCGUGGCCUUUCCCAUGUACAGUAGGGUCACGUAUGACAGCCCCGUCUUUAUGUGUGACCCUGGUGUGUUGUGUGAUACAGACGAGACUUUGGCCCUUGAGAAGGCAGAGAGUUUGGCACGAGGGGCAGCUCUGAAAUGGGCCUCGGGUAUUUUCUGUCGUCCUGACCAGCUGACGCACCUGGGCCAGUACCGGCGGCGGGAGACGCAGCGCAAUAACUCCAUACAGUCCCGGCUCAAGUCUGCGCUGCAGUCAUACCUGGAAGGGGUGGACCAUGGCUUAUCACAGCUUCAAGGGGCACUCUCAGAGGUUCGCCAUGUCCAGCAGGCCCUGUGUGAGGUGCAGGAAAUUUGGCGGAAGGGUGAAGGGACCCUCACCAAGCUAGAAUCCAUUCGGCAGCUGGUGAUGGAGCAUGUCCAGCUCUCUGUGGUCAUACAAAGCCUGCCGUACAUCUACGCUGUGCCAAAGCUGAUUGCGCAGACUCAAGAUCUAAUUAAGAACCAGCGUCUUCUAGAGGCCCACGUCAACCUCCGAGAACUAGAAGGCCUUAGAGAUGAUGUUUUGUACAGAUUACAGAAGGUUGGUCCCUUGGUCAACUCCACUGAUGAUCAGCCCAACACAGAAGCAGUAGAUUUGGUUCAGCAGUUUUUUUCGGGUGUUCAGGGUUUGAGCGAGGAGCUGGCUCAUACACUUUCCUCCCUGGGCAGAUCAGCAUUAGGGGUAGCCCGCUCUGACCCUUCUCUUUUAGUCUCUGCUGUCCGUAUCAUUGAACGAGAAGAAAUCCUGGAUGUUGAAGAGUUCAGAGGUUCCGUGCAGCAGCCCUGGAAGCCACCAGGACGACCCAAACACUGGAGAGAACUCUUCUUUCAUGCUUUGGAAAAAGGCAUGUGUGACCGACUAAUAGAGCGAGAGCUGCCACUGGAAAAUCUCAAUGCAGCGUAUCUGGCGAAUCAUUUAAAGGAACUUCAAGAUCGAGUGGUGGAAGAACUUCAUUGUGUGUGCUCAGUUCUGGUACCUUGUGUCCCGCCGCACUAUGACCUGGCUCGAGCCAUUGCCUUGAUGUGCCACCAUGGCAUUGCUCGUCACCUUCGUGAUCUCCUUAGCCAUGACCUUCCUCAUCCUGCCCUGUACCACGUUCUAAAUUGGAUGGCGACUGUUUACCCCAGCGAGAAUAUGAUGGGACACCACAACUUCUCAUCGGAGAUUGAUGUUUCUGAACUUGGAUCCCUCAUCCCCUCAGAAAUGUUGGAGGAACAGCUAAGUCGUUACACGCGCAGCAUGCGGGUCUGCAUCAGCCAGUGGAUACGCAAGGCGUUAGACGUGGAGUUCUCAGACUGGCUGCGGGAUCAGGAACCAGAUAAGGAACAGGACGGCUUCUAUCUGUCAACUUUCCAGCACAUCGUUAUGCAGAUGCUGAUGGAAAAUGUGCAGCUGGCAGCAGCUCUGGGGGAGAGUCUGGAGAAUCGGGUGAGGAACGCAAUGGUCUUUGAGAUGGAGAACUGUCUGGUCUGGCUGCGAGAGGCACUGGUGAAAUAUGGCAUCGAGCACAUGAAGGACAGGACAUAUCCCACCUACUACUCACAAUACCUGCUGGCCGUAAUCAAUGGAUGCUGUGCCUUAAGCUCCACGAUCUCACACUUGCAGCCAGAAGGGUCCGGGAGUCCUGCCUUCAGAAAAGUGGCACCCUGCUUACAGACAUCACUGGACAAGACGCAGAAGAAAGCCUGUCAUCUUUUGCUGGAUGACCUGCAGACCGAGCUACAGCCUCUAUUCAGGGACAUCCCCUCCCGACCCUGGCUGACGGGCUCCAAUAAUGUGCAUUUUAUAUGUGAAAAGAUGGAAGAUUACAGCCAGUAUCUGUGCAAGGCCAGAGCCCCAGCAUGCCAGUACCUGUUGGCGCAGACGGAGCGGAUGGUGACAAUCGAGUAUGUACGCGCUCUGAUGGACAGCAAGUUUGUAUGCCGAAGCCCUGAGGAGCGGCAGCAGGUUGCCCACAGGAUGGCUCUGGACGCAGAGGAGCUGAGAACAGUGCUGCACACCAUGGGUCUGGAGGAGUCGGCACUCUGUGUCCCCCUCAUUCACUCCCUCCAGGAACUUUUUGCCCUGAUGGACUCCUCACUGCUCAGUCUGGAGGUGUCAGGACUGAUGACAGCGUUCCCUGACAUAAGUGAUGAACACGUGUUGGCGCUGCUAGUUCUGCGGGGUGAUGUGACCCGGGAUCUUCGUCACACAGUCCUCAGCACCAUGCACCGCCAGGCGCUGACUCUUCCAGACGACUACCGGCCCAUCUUCAUAAGUAUCCCGGUCCCUGCCCGCGCGCCCUCGUUCUGCCUUCACCCGAGCUCCUGUGCCUGAGGUCCGGGCUGAUGCUGCCAUGUGUAUACGGCGCCCUCCUGUGGAAGCUUUUGUCCGGCCCCUGCAGACAGUCCUUACGGCGUCCCUUACAUUGUGAACCUCGAUGAUAAAGCUAAAAUAAAUAUUUUCUAGACCUC
Bufo bufo (common toad) is the source of this 2582-nucleotide messenger RNA. RefSeq names its product exocyst complex component 3-like protein. Gene Ontology annotation, biological process: exocytosis; exocyst localization. The coding region runs from base 85 to 2445 and encodes 786 amino acids. The transcript is spliced from 12 exons. Gene Ontology annotation, molecular function: SNARE binding. NCBI's taxonomy places the organism in Eukaryota, Metazoa, Chordata, Amphibia, Anura, Bufonidae. Gene Ontology annotation, cellular component: exocyst. The record is from RefSeq and is a predicted model, not a curated record.